This is a messenger RNA of Protopterus annectens (West African lungfish), 3586 nucleotides long. It is a transcript of the gene SKAP2, whose product is annotated as src kinase associated phosphoprotein 2. Bases 166 to 1239 code for a protein of 357 amino acids. Gene Ontology annotation, molecular function: protein binding. Gene Ontology annotation, cellular component: plasma membrane; cytoplasm. Lineage: Eukaryota; Metazoa; Chordata; Ceratodontiformes; Protopteridae. The transcript has 14 exons. The record is from RefSeq and is a predicted model, not a curated record.
UGUCAAUAAGGAAGAAUAAUUUGCAGAAAAGAGAAGGUUCCGUGUACUGUUGGUUCUAUGUGUAGUUUUAAUUUACUAUAACGCUGUUGGGGUAUAGUUUCCUCAUUUCUUUUGGACUAUUUUCCUUCAGAAGUUCACACCCAAGUGCUAUUUAGUAAACAGAAAAUGCAUACCAUCCCAGAGGACGUUAAGAACCUUUUAGCAGAUUUUGAAAAGUUUAUAGUUGAGGUGCUGAAAGCAGAGAAUUUAUCUAAAAGGGCAAAAGAAAAGAAGGAUGCUUUGAUUAAGAAAAUUCAAGAUGUCAAGUAUAACUAUCCUAAUGAAUUUCAAGAUAAAGGCGACUCUGAUAAUUCUGAAGAAAAUGAUGAACACUCAUCUGGGCCUACAGAUUCUACCUCUGACCGAUAUGAUAAGGAAGAUGAAGGCCCUUCUGAUGGCCAUCAGAUGCCCCCCAUAGCAGCUCAAGACCUUCCAUCUGUUUUUAAAAAUGGGUACCUUGAAAAACGCAGAAAAGAUCACAGCUUCUUUGCAGCCGAGUGGCAGAGACGUUGGUGUGCUCUUAGCAACAACAUAUUUUAUUAUUAUGGCAGUGAAAAAGACAAACAGCAGAAAGGUGAAUUUGCUAUAGACGGAUACACAGUCGUAUUGAAUAAUACUCUCAGGAAGGACGCUAAAAAAGAUUGCUGCUUUGAAAUGAGUGCACCUGACAAACGCAUCUAUCAGUUUGCAGCAUCAAGUAAAAAAGAAGCAGACGAGUGGGUAAAGCAAAUAAAAUUUGUCCUCCAAGAGCAUCCAUUUUUGGAUAGGGCAGAAUGGUGCCUCAGUGAUAUGGCAUCUGACAUUAUUCCAGAAGAUGAUGAUGAAGGAGAGACGUAUGAUGAUGUCGACCAUCCUCGCCCUGUAGUAAGUUCUGAUGGACCAAUUGAUGAUGAGCUCUAUGAGGAACUUCCAGAGGAACAAGAACCAAAACCACCUCCUGUGCGGGAACCAGAACCAGAAAAGCAGAAACAGGGUACAAGUGUCAGUAUAGCAGUGGACAAAAGCACAGAUUAUGGCAACUUCUACCAAGGUCUGUGGGACUGUAUAGGAGACCAAGUUGAUGAAUUGUCUUUUAAAAGGGGUGAUGUCAUUUACAUUUUAAGCAAGGAAUACCAGACAUUUGGCUGGUGGGUAGGAGAGCUGAAAGGAAAUGUUGGCAUUGUGCCGAAAGCAUACUUAAUGGAGAUGUAUGAUAUUUGAGAAGGUUUGGGUGCCCAUUGUGUGUGAGCACUUUGAAAUCAUCCGCAACUUUAAUGCUUCUACACCUCAGCGUUUGAACCCAGCCAAGAGCAUCUGUCUUCUCUAAAUCUGAAAGACUCCUAAUUGGUGACAUCAAGUAUUCUGCUCGUUUGGAUUACUGCAGCCAACCAGUUGGAUCAAAGUGGUCGUGCUAGUAAAAUGUGUCAGAGCUGCUGAAUUAACAUAAAUUGCACUGUGGAUCAAACUGAAUUUCAUUUCCUCUUAUGCAUUCACCACCCUCAAAAACAUUCUGGUUAAGAUGUAUUGACCUUAUAGAAUGACAGGAUGCCCAUUAUUAAAGAUAGGAAAAUUUGAAGAACACUGCAGUAUUUAGUGUUCCUCCUGCCCAACAAAGACAUAUCAGGCCUGUUUAACUGCCUUUUCCCCACCUGGCACUGCUGUUGCCUUACUCUUUGCUGCUAUUACUGUAUGGUCCCCGAGAUACCCUCUACUUGAGCUGUAAUGAGCCUUUUGCCCUUAUUAUUGACUUUAAGUGACUGCAGGUGAAGGACUGUUGAGAAUUGUACUUUCUGGAGAAAAACAUUUGCCAUGUUUUACCAAUUGUAAUAAGAUUCUGAUACUCUGGCUUACUAACAUUGCUAGAUGACAGGGCAUUACCAUGUAAAGGUCCUUUAUUUCUGUGCUUUACCAUCUUUCACACUCUGAAAUUUCUAGUGGCUAUCAUUUAUUUAAUGGUUAAACUGAUUGUGUUUUAGAAAUGAGCAAAGUGUACAAACUGAGGUAUUUAUUCUAAAUGAAUGAUAACUUGUAGUUUAUUUGCAGUGUGCACCCCUAAUCAUUGUGGCUUCUGCUUCCCUUUUAGACAGUGUCUUAAAAGCUUGUCUUUGUACUUCUAAUCCAUGGCUAGUAAAAUAAAAGAAAUUGCCUUCAAAGGGACUGAAUGCUCAUGUUGAAACUAAAAUGUGGCCUGUCUGUGCCAUAUACUUGUUUUGUUGACAGUGCUUUUUCCAUUAUUUUUUUGAUAAGAUUCAAAAUCAAGCACCAUGUGAAAAGCUUGAUUGUGACAUUGUGGACCAUAUUCAUUACAAUAAAGUAAUCAGAAAAAAUCAAGCUGCAUGCUGUCUAAUGAAAAUGCAGCUCUGCUUUUGUAAUGUCUAAUUAAUGAUUGUGUGUACUCAUUUAACUUAAAAUGAGUUUCUGUUUUUUUCAGUGUUAAAUGACAGGAUUCUGCUGAAUGGAUUUCUGUAUAUAUUCUGUAUAAUACCAUUUUCUAUGAAGACACACUGAAAUGUAUUUGUAUUUAUAUUUGGUUACCAGUGUAGUGCACUAAUCAAUAUUGACCAGUUUCAGGCUCAGUCUAAUUAACUUAUUUGGCCUAGUAAAAGGUUGUUUAUUGCUUAGGAUGUUUUUAUUUCCAAGUUACAGAAGAUAUGCAUGAUGGAAAAUAAACAGCAGUGUACACAGAAUAGUGUGGAAAUCAUAUGACCCAUUUUUAGAGCUACUUCAUAUUCUUAUCUAACAUACAGUUCAACAUUAUAUGACCACAAAUCUGCUAAAAAAUCUAGAGGCCUAAAUGAUGAUAGUGUCAGUUAAAUGUUUAAUUUUGCAGUACAGUAAACUGUCAGUAGAGGGCAGCCACGUCACAUAAUUCCCAUCCUUAUUUAACAGCCAUGUUCACCUAUUCUACCAUCUUUAUAUAUGCAUACCUAAAUCAUCUGGAAAUUUUAUGGUUCAUACCUUUUCUCACUCAAGCCAGGAGAGGGAGUGCUUGACCAAUAAAAGUUGCUUUUCAGACGUGCUAGUUUCUUUAGAUCACUAAAAUGUGGAAAUUCAUACAUGCUUGCUGCUUUAAUAAACUCAGUUUCCACAAAAGAUGUUUUACUUAAAGUAACAGUCAGUGAGACUUUAAUAGGUAUAGCUAAAUUACACCAUAUGUAUUCAGUGUACAUCAUUUUAUAAAGUGUUCAAAUUAAAGAAAGCCAUUAUCAGUUUAACCUUGUAUUAAGGUGAUUAAUGCUGAUAUAUAGCAUUACCUUGCUGCUUAUGGCAAACUGUCUGAGACUUGUUGUAGUUGUUCCACCCUAUUGAACUGCCAGACAGUUGUAAGCAGUUUUAUAAAUUGCCAGUGUUUUACUUUAUGUACUGAUUUCACAUUUGCUUCACAUUUUGAUUAUAUUAACAGAAUAAAUGAAGGAGUUAAAUAGCUUGAAAGCCAUUUAGAACAAUAUUUUAUACAGUGUUCUUUAGGUAAUUUUUCCUUUUCUGAAAUCUGUCACUUGAUCUCACAGUAAUGUUCCAUGCUGCAAAUUUUUAAGGUUCAAAUAAAGUUUAAUUGUUCGCAAACUGU